This is a messenger RNA of Haemonchus placei, 321 nucleotides long. The record is from the annotation of a GenBank genome assembly. Lineage: Eukaryota; Metazoa; Nematoda; Chromadorea; Rhabditida; Trichostrongylidae.
AUGGAUUCGCUGUCGCCUGCGGUGUUUCUUCAGGCCGGGUCGCAAGCUGCUCCCCGUGCUGCUAAUGGAUCGUCGAUAAGUGUGAUGGAAGAUGAUCGGAUAUCGGAUGCUUUGCUCUUGCUGAAUCAAAACAACUCCGUACCAGCCCACGUUAAACGGAUUUUUGUUUAUCUGCUCGACAACUUGCGAAAGAAGGACUGUGAGCUGGAAAGCUUAGGAAAUCGGAAAAACGAACUUUUGGAUGAGAACCCCUCCCUCAAGAAAGAGAAAUCUUCUCUGAAGCCAAUAUGUCUAAUGUGUGUUGUGAGAGUACUCAUCUAA